Molecule: messenger RNA, 4134 nt
Organism: Peniophora sp. CBMAI 1063
Lineage: Eukaryota; Fungi; Basidiomycota; Agaricomycetes; Russulales; Peniophoraceae
Source: the annotation of a GenBank genome assembly
AUGACCACGGUAGACUCAAAGCUCGAACAAUUCGCACUCGCCUGCAAGAGGGAGGAUAGCCAUGUACUUGCCUAUCUAUCGACAGGGUUCUCUAAUGGGUUCUCCGACGUAUGGCACGAGUCUUCGGAGACGCUCUCUCGUGUCCUCGAGUUGCCGAACUUGUCCACGCGUGCAGGUCUCAAGAAGAUACACGCCGACUUCAAGGCCAUACAAGCGCGCUUAAACGCAACAUACAAGCACUUCCGUCGACGAAACCACUACAAUGGCAUGGGUGGUCUUGUGACUAUAUACGUGACCAUAUGUGUGGGCGACACGAUCUUGCAAGAUAGACUGUUCGAUCAUGGUCUCUUCGACAAACUCUUGGCUUUGUUGGAUGAGCCAACGACACGCAAUAUGUCGCUCAUGGCUUUAAACUCUCUGGUUCGCGCGGCGGGCAAGCGUCUAUUCUCGUCCCUCUCCGGCAGUCUACCCGUUCUUCUUCACACCAGGAGCCGCUAUCCCGAGGACGAGAUCACUCAGUCAUUGAUCAUCAGCAUAAUCACUCGCUGCUCAAUGGCGCAGACGACGAGAUCUCUGGACACGCUGCCCCAAGUUCUCUCCAGCACACUUGAUGCCAUGCGCGACCCGAAUAUGACGGCCUGGUCCUUUCGCCACGGUUUACUCUUCCUCAGGGACGCGAUCGACAAAGCGCCGGAGCUCUGUGCUAGCAACCCUUCGUUCAUCACCUUCUACGUCGCUCUCAUGCGCUCUUCCGACCUUCGUCGCCGUAUGCAGGCGUUGGACGGACUAUGGAGACUGGCAUUCAACCUUCCCCAAUCUAUCGCCGCUGAGCAGCCAGUGAAUGCGUUCAGUUUAGUGGCGUUUGUUGAGAUGAAUCCCCUUCCUCCCGACCUCGCCAAGAUCUGCGACACUUUCGGUCGUGACAAGUGCGUGCUCAGCAUGCUCAAGCGCGCCCGCGACAACGUAGCCGCGCUUCUCGUUAUGUCUGCUAUGCCCGAUCCCGAUUACGUUGCCAUUGGGCGCGGACUGGCCACCGAGAUGGUGGCCUGCCCUUACAUGGCUGGGGAUCGCGUGUGCUACUGCUGUGGAGAGCGCUCUGCCCAGACGGAUGGCGGGCCAAUGCCGGAGUUGUUGGAGAAGUGCGCCUCGGCGCUACGCGCCACUGGAACCAAGAAGAACGUGCGGCGUGCUGUGAUCCUGGAACUUCGAGCGCACGCGAUCAACCAUCGGCAACUCUCUACAAGCGAGGCAGAGAAAUAUGAUCUCAUGUCCGUCUAUGCUUCGGAUGUAGUGCACUCUUGUCAGCGGAUAGACCUCUUCCCGCUCAUCAAGAAGGCGCUUCGGCAACCCGCGGGGCGUCCGGCGUGGAUGCAACGUAUGAUGCGGUCCGACGCGGCAAGCCAUGGUUUGCUUCGAGCCGCACGUACAACCGGCGUAUGUGAUGAGGAGCGGGUUGCACUGCUACACUCCGCGCGCGAGGACUCUAUCAAACUCAUGGAAGUCGACGUUGCCUCGCCGGAUUCGCUAUCGAGUCAGGGAGAUUCGGCGACAUAUAUUUUGUCGGCGAUGAUGCUGGACUCGUUGCUGACAACCGAGUCACCAGACAUCAAGGACGCCCUUGAACGCAUCGCAGUCAACAAACGGUUUCUGGAUUAUCUUGGCAAUCCUGUUCGUCCACAAUCGACCGCAAUACGAGUCUCCGAAUUUGUCACCCAGAAUCUAUCGAGCGCCUUGAUGGAGUGGGGCGGCAUGCUCAGUCGCGUCAGCGAGCUCGCCGAGAAGGACGAGCGUGCUCAGCAAUUCAUCGAGGCUGAGAGUCGCGGUUCCGAGCAAUUGCACCUUUGGCUGGACCGUUUCGAGCAAAAGGAAGAUGCUCGGUCUCAAGCUGUGAACUGCGCCGAUGAUGUGCUACACACAUGCGAGCCCGGAGUUGAGUUCACGUGUCGGAAGAUCCUCUUCUGCUCCUGGUGCAGGCGCCCGAGUGCCGUGCUGAAGAAGAGACACAUGGCCCUAGUUGAAUCAAAGCUUAAGCAAAUCGCCCUCGCCCGGCAGAAGGAAGACAGUGACUCGCUUGCGUUUUUGUCCACGGGCUUCUCCAAUGGCUUUUCCGACGCGUGGUGCGAGUCUGCCGAGAUGCUCAGCCGCGUACUCGAGUUACCAAAUCUGGAUACUCGGGCUGGCCUCAAAAAAGUACACACAGAUUUCAAGGCAAUUCAAGCUCGCUUGCACGCUACCUACAAGUACUUCCGCCGGAAAGACCACUAUGACGGGAUGGGUGGCCUCAUGACCAUAUAUGUGGCAAUAUGCGUCGGGGAUACCAUCUUGCAAGACACUCUGCUAGAUUACGGUCUCUUCGACAAGUUCAUGGAUCUACUGGACGAGCCGUUGACCCGCAACAUGCCCCUUCUGGCCUUGAAUUCGUUGAUUCGUAUACCUGGCAAGCGGCUCACAAGUCUGCUAGCUGGCAGUCUUCCUAUCCUUGUCUAUAUACGGAACCAACACCCCGAGGAUCAGGUCACUCAAUCUUUAGUCAUGAGUCUGGUGGCUCGUUGUACAAUGAUGCAGUCGGCGUCUGUGAUGAAGACUCUCAACAAGCUGCCGCUACUCAUCACUGAUACGCUCAACUCUAUGCGAGACCCCAAUAUGUCGGCAUGGACAUUCCGCCACGGUCUACUCUUCCUCAGAGAUGCGAUCAUUAAAGCACCAGAUCUCUGCGCGGGUCAACAUUCACUCAUCACAUUCUACGUCGCCCUCAUGCGCUCUUCGGACCUUCGCCGACGUAUGCAGGCUCUGGAUGGGCUGCGGAGGCUGGUCAUCGAGCAAUCUCCUGGGAAAGACGAUGCUGAGCCAGUAAACGCCUUCGGUCUUGUGGCGCUUGUCGAAAAGAACCCUCUUCCUCAAGAUCUGGCUGAGAUCUGCGAUGCAUUCGGUCGGGAGAAGUGUACCCUCAGUCUGCUCAAACACGCUCGUGACAAUGUAUCAGCACUUUUGGCCAUGUCCGCCAUGCCAGAUCCCGACUACGUCGCUAUCGGGCGUGGACUGGCCGUUGAGACGGAGAACUGCCCUUACCUGGUCGGUGAUCUGGUAUGCGACUGCUGUGGCGAGCGCUCUCCACGAAGCGACGAUGGGCAGAUGUCGGGCUUACUUAAGAUCUGCGCCGGAGCAUUGCGCGCCACUGGAAAUACCAAAGACGUACAAUGGGCCGAGACGCUCGAACUGCGAGCACUAUCCUUGAGCGGAAAGACGCUCUCUGUGAGCGAGGCGAAGAAGCACAGUCUCACCUCCAUUUACGCAUCCCAUGUACUGUGUAGCGGUCGCAGGAUGGACCUCUUCCCGCUCGCCAAGAAGGCGCUCCGAAAGCCUGAGGGUCGGCCCGCGUGGAUUCAGCACUUGAUGCGCCAUGACACCGCCUAUCACGCUUUGCAGAGAUCUGCGCGAGAGGCUGGCGUGCGUGACGAGGAACGCGUCGCGCUGUUGCACUCAGCGCACGAAGACGCUCUGAGACUGAUUGAGGUCGACAUGGCUCCCCCAGAUGCUCUGUCGGGUCAAGGAGACUCGGCUUUAUAUAUCGUGACCGCGAUGAUGCUCGAUCCCUCGCUUACUCUCGAAUCUCCCGACAUCAAGAACGCUCUUGAACGUAUCGAUGUCAACCAACGGUUUCUCUCCCACCUUCAGAACCCCGUCCAUCCCAGGGCUGCGGGAGUUCAGGUCUGCAAGUAUGUCACCGACAACAUAUCGGAGGCCUUAUCGGAAUGGGGCGGGAUGCUUCGACGGGCAGCCGAGCUCUUCGAAAAGGACGAACGCGCACAGUUACUCAUGCAAGCGGAGACUCGCGGUCCGGAGGCACUUCAACUUUGGCUUGACAGAUUUGAACAGAAGGACGAGACACAGCCAAAGGACUUGGAGUGUGGCGCCGACGUGCUUCAUGUGUGCGAGCCGCUGGUCGAGCCUACCUGUCCGAAGAUACUCUUCUGUUCGUGGUGUAGGCGCCCCAGCGCAGUGGUGAAGAAAUGUGCCCGGUGUCGUCAGACGACAUACUGCGACUCGGAGUGCCAGAAACUUCACUGGAAGCAAGGGCACAAGGAAGUUUGUACCAAAGCGGGCGAGGGGAUUCAGCAAGGGCAGGCCUGUUAG